UAAGGUGUUAUCGAUUAAAGAUUUCUGUGACUUGCAAAUUUUUUCAACUUAUCUACAAAGUUCUUCAGACUUCAAGCCUGAAUAUCUUAGGCAAAAGCUUGUUUUUAGGCAUGAAAUAAACACUCGCAGUACUCGACAGCAUGGUCUACUUCAUUUGCCAAGGGUCCAUCUAGAAAUUGGCAAGAAAGCUUUUAGGUACUUUGGAUCAGAAAUAUACAAUGCUCUGCCCCCUUAGUUACUGUUCGUUUAAAAAUAAUGUCAAAAAGAUUUAUAUAUAAUUUUAUUUAGUUUUAAUUUUUCAAUGAUGAUUAUUUAUCUGUAUGCUGUGACAAGAGUUGCCUUGUAAAUCAGAGUUUGUAACUUUGAAGAACAUUUGCUGAAUAAAGAAGUUAAUUAUUUAUUUAUUUAAAUGUAGACUGAGAAUGUAUUACCACAUUUCUAAGGGAACAUAGGAUCAACUUGGUUCAUUGUAUCAGCUGAUUGGGAUAUUCAAUCCUUAAUGGUGUGCUAAUUGAAGUAACAGUGAUUAUUAAAGAAUGUCAACCAAAAUACAACCAAACUUUCGGGAAAUAUCCACAAAUUCAUGUAAUAUCUUUCAAUUAUCUUAUGAAUAUUAGAACAACUGAGCAUUAGAUAUUGUAACCUUGAAUGUCCAAAUACAGAAAUUUGUCAAGUAGUAUAGGUUAAUGUUUCAAACUAUUGCAACCUUUCAAAAUUCCAAACUAAAAUAGUUUUAAACUCAAACAAUUCCGAAAUAAAAAACAAUCCCAGCUCAAACAAUUCCAAAUUCAAAAACCUCUGAACUCAACAAAUCCAAAAACAAAAAAUUACAUAUGUACUAUUUAAAAUUCAUUCAACUUCUCCCACUAACAAAGAUCAAGUAGCACAUAGAUUCUAAUAGAAGGUGACAAAGUGUAAAUUGUUCUAUUUACAUAACAGUUACAGUAAUCUCAAAGCACAAUGUGGGUUAGUUUCUUCCUGCUUCUGAGCUGUUGUUUAGCUCUUGCCCUAGGAGUGUCUCUCGAAGACCAGUUUGUGAAGCUUUCUCGUCAGAAGAGAUACUUAACCAUCCCCUAUGGAAGUGCUAUUGGCAUCCUUCUUGCCUUUGCCAUCCCUGUUGAUCUUCCCAACCAAGAUGUGCUCCUGUCAUGGAACUUCGAAGGCAAUUACAACUUGCCAGACCAGCUGUACUACUUUGGAACCGCACCAACCGUGCCGGAUUUGAACCAGGAUCCAGACCUGGGUGACCCAGCACGGCGCAGUCUUCGUUCCCUCACAAGGCGACAUACAUAUCAGCUGUUCCAGCAACGGCUAAACAUGUUCGGUUUUGAUGGACAAGCCUGUAUGCUAAGAAUGAUCUGUGAGAUAAGUCAAACAACGUUAGAGCACAACGGACUCAUGGGACAGCUUCUUCAUGUGUUAUUUACGCCAUCCUCGAGUAAAGCAGAAGAUAUUCCUGCAGAGUUCAUUGAUGCUGAGACUAGAGGUACAGCAGGUUCCGAUUGCUACCAACUUUACCCCAGCUGUCCAGAAAGUCUACUAGACAUGUUUACGUCUCACUGAAGGACAGAGAAAAGUUGAAUAAAAUUGUUUUUUUAACCUUUA
This is a messenger RNA of Homalodisca vitripennis (glassy-winged sharpshooter), 1605 nucleotides long. RefSeq lists its product as uncharacterized. NCBI's taxonomy places the organism in Eukaryota, Metazoa, Arthropoda, Insecta, Hemiptera, Cicadellidae. The record is from RefSeq and is a predicted model, not a curated record. The coding region runs from base 961 to 1563 and encodes 200 amino acids. The transcript has 5 exons.